This is a messenger RNA of Fundulus heteroclitus (mummichog), 3066 nucleotides long. RefSeq names its product zinc finger (CCCH type), RNA-binding motif and serine/arginine rich 2 (gene zrsr2). Gene Ontology annotation, molecular function: metal ion binding; pre-mRNA 3'-splice site binding. The record is from RefSeq and is a predicted model, not a curated record. Bases 233 to 2029 code for a protein of 598 amino acids. Gene Ontology annotation, cellular component: U2AF complex; spliceosomal complex. The transcript has 11 exons. NCBI's taxonomy places the organism in Eukaryota, Metazoa, Chordata, Actinopteri, Cyprinodontiformes, Fundulidae. Gene Ontology annotation, biological process: mRNA splicing, via spliceosome.
GUAGUUGCCUCCGCCUCUUCCUGUGCUAGCAUAAAAAAGCCGCCUGUCGCUAACAGAUUUCAAAACCUAAUUUAUUUCUAGAUAUUUAUAAAAACAAAACAUAGGCCUAGAACGUAUUCUGUUUAUUUUAGCAAGGGCUUCACAACUAACUAAAUCUGGGAGGGUAUAAAAUAAAUGUUUCUAAAGUAGACUUGUUUGCUAACAUUAGCCGAGCUAGCCACGGCUAGCUCCAAUGGCAGCUCCCACUACUCCUCUCGUCUCUACUCCUGCAUUGAGUCAGAAGCAGCGCCGAGUUUUACAGAGGAAGGAGAGAAGAAGACGGAAACGACAAGCUCUUGCUCGGGCCAGAGAGUGUGAGUUUAAAAACGACAUUGAAGAAGAGGAGGACGUGAAUGAAGAAGAUGGUGAGGAGGACAAGGCUGCGGAGGAUGAAAGGCAGCGGCAACAUGAAGAGUGGAUGGAAAGAGAGAGGCUUGCACAGGAGGAAUUCAGACUGAGGACGGAGAGGGAGGAAGCUGCCAGGAAAAGGAAAGAGGAGGAGGAGCGAAUGAUAAAGGAGGAAUGGGAGGCCCAGCAGAGGAGAGAACAAGAGGAGAAGGAGCUGAGGCAGCAGGAGAAGCGAGACAGAGAGGAGGCUGUUCAGAAAAGGUUGGACGAAGCCGAGAAUCAGCUGGAGAACGGAGGACCGUGGAUGAAUCCUGAAGCCCCCGUGAGAGCAAACUCUGAGAACUUCGGGACAGAGCGCGACGUGGCCAACUGUCCUUUCUUCCUCAAGACCGGAGCAUGCAGAUUUGGAGAACGGUGUUCUCGGAAGCACAUCUACCCGACCUCCAGCCCGACCCUGCUGAUCCGCGGCAUGUUUAAGACGUUUGGGAUGGACCAGUCGCGGCGGGACGACUACGACAUGGACGCUUGCCUGGAGCACAGCGAGGAGGAGCUGCUGGAGUCUUUCCUCGAGUUCUACCACGACGUCCUGCCAGAGUUCAAGAGCGUCGGCAAAGUGGUGCAAUUCAAGGUCUGCUGCAAUCAUGAAUCACAUCUGAGAGGGAAUGUUUACGUUCAGUUUGACAAGGAGGAGAUGUGCAGCGAGGCCUUCAUGAAGUUCAACGGGAGGUGGUAUGCAGGCCGACAGCUUCAGUGUGAGAUUUGUCCCGUGACUCGGUGGAAGAACGCCAUAUGUGGGCUGUUUGACAGAAAGAAGUGCCCUAAAGGCAAACACUGCAACUUUCUGCAUGUCUUUCGAAACCCGGGCAACGAGUUCUGGGAGGCUGACAGGGACCUGCAGCUCUCCCCCGACCGCAGCAUCCGGGGGAGUCGCAGAGACGAGCGGCAUUCGGAGCGCUUCAGGGAGAGAUCGUGGAGGCAGCGGCGCGGCAGCCGAAGCCCGGUUAGAUCAGAGAGGUCUCACAGAAGGUGGGAGGACGACCGAGAGAGAAGCAGGAGCCGAGAGAGGAGGACCCCUCACCAGCGCAGAGAAGACAAAUGGUCAUCUAGAUCCCGACACAGCGACAGGUGGACGGACCGGCACCGAAGCAGGAGUAGGGACAGGUCAAGGAGCAGGAGCAGAGACCGAGACGUGCGUAGAGACAGAGCGAAUAAACGCAGAGACAGAGGCGAAGACGAGACCCCCCGGAAGGAGAAGUCAAGAAGCACGAGUAGAGAAAAGGAAAGAGCCAAACCGAGCAGAGAAAGAAGCCCAGAGAUGGACAGAGGUCUUUCUGAUGAUACAAAAACCCACCGCCAUAACAAACGCUCCAAAAAAAGCAAGAAGAGCAAAAAGAAACACAAAAAGAAAAGGCUCUUGUCUGAGAAGACACAUUCCUCGACAGACUCCGAAACGGAGAAAGAGACCGAGGAAAAGACUCGGGAUGGUCCUUCAGUACCGAGUCCCAGCGGAGACCUUAGAGGAGACGAGGAAACGGAGGAAAAACGCGCUGCUGAAGAGAAGAAAUUCAGUCCGGAGGUGAAAUCCGAGGCCGCUCCUGAAAUCCAGAGCGAGCGGACAACAAAUGGGGACGUUUGUUUUUAACGUCUGCGUCUUUAAAACCAGUCAUUUACCUGCUGCUUUACUUCGGUUCAUUUUGCAUCGUCUAGAGGUACAGGCGGCAUUAUCAACACCGGAAACACGUCAUCAAUGCUUUUAGUCAUCUCUGGUCUCUUUACACUGAAUGUUCACUGAAUUCAAAUAAAAAUGGUCAAAUAUAUUUCAUAUCAAGAUCAAUCCACAAACAGAUAUACACAAAUACACACAUAACUUGAUUACAUUUUUUAAAUAAAUGCUCUGUGUUGGGAUUGGAUGCAGUUUAUGGUUCUUCGGCUGUUAAGGAAAAGCGAACAGGUUGUUCUUGAAUACAUUUAUUGUUACUUUCAGAUUUAAGAAAAAACGUUGGCAGUGUUAAAUAUAAAACAAGUAAUUUAGCACAAAUCAAAAGAUGGUUUUGUUCUAUAAUGGGAUUGAUUGCAGGAAGAAAAAAAAAAGGUCUAAGGUGAGCAUCCGUCUUGUUCGUCUGCAUUUAACUGAAUUAUCUGAGGUUUGCGGAUAUUUGAUACACAGUUCUCUUUCUUACAUUACGAAUCCACACGGCCGUCAAAUGGGAAUAUACAUUCUGUAAUCAGCUAAUGCCCAACGUGCUUUGUUAGAAAUCCCUUUUUCUGGCACUUUAGCCACCGUUAAGAAGGUUAAACACAGUGUUCUUUGGUCCCAGUGAACCAAGCCUUUAUGAAACAGUGUUUUUAAGUCCCUGUCCUGACGACCAGGGAAAGAGACCCAGCAAAGAUUUAUCACAACAAUGUAACAUUUCACUUUAACACUUUCGGAGGAGAAACACGCGACAAAAACAACAGAAGGAAAAAAAAAAAAAGCUUAGCAAGCCACAGCUAAAUAAAAACACCCACCAAGAUCAACAAAUGUAAACAGGUCAUUUCUGCAAGAGUCCACAUUAACACAAAAACAAUACUGAUGUUGGGAUCUACCCCUCUAGAAAAAGGUACUGUGGUAUUAAUGAGCUGUCGUUUUCUGGAUAUUAACCUACGCUGGUGCCUCAUAUUACAGAAAAAAAAAAAAAA